This is a messenger RNA of Trichosporon asahii var. asahii CBS 2479, 1689 nucleotides long. RefSeq names its product ribosomal protein. Gene Ontology annotation, biological process: translation; transcription initiation at RNA polymerase II promoter. The transcript has 7 exons. The record is from RefSeq and is a predicted model, not a curated record. The coding region runs from base 1 to 1689 and encodes 562 amino acids. Gene Ontology annotation, cellular component: ribosome; mitochondrial small ribosomal subunit; transcription factor TFIIA complex. Gene Ontology annotation, molecular function: structural constituent of ribosome. Lineage: Eukaryota; Fungi; Basidiomycota; Tremellomycetes; Trichosporonales; Trichosporonaceae.
AUGGCCAAUGUUGCCGUAGACUUCGAAGAGUACGCCAUGGACGAGGACCUGCUGGCCAUUCUUCAAUCCGCCAGGCUGCUUGAGACUCGCGUCGCCGACUUUGCUCUGGCUCCUGGUGCUGAUGACGGAAAUGCUGCGGGAUCCAGCUCUCGACCUCCGGCAUCGCAGGCGUCAUCAAACGGGGCGGCUGCGGCCGCCGCUGCGUCUGCCCCAGAAGCGGCGACUGGCGAUACUGCGGUCAAGACGGAGCCCGAGGACGUGCUCCGUCUGCGUGGAGGUGCUGGUGAAGAGGGAGCCCCCCGGCCGCAGCCGAACGAAGCUGGUCUUCUUCCGGGCGACGAAGUAAUUGACUCGGAUCUCGACGACUCAGACGACGAGCUCCGAGAUGACGAGGACGGAAUCGGAGAGGAGGGCGAGAUCGACAUUGUGUUCUGUGUUUACGACAAGGUCCAGCGGGUCAAGAACAAGUGGAAGACUGUCUUCAAGGACGGCAUGAUCCACAUCAACGGCCGCGACUACCUGUUCGCCAAGUGCCAGGGGACGCGGAGGAUUUGCUUCCGCCGCCAGUCCGAAAACUCGAAAAUGCCUGCGAGCUUCGAAGUUGGCAUCCGCGACUUUUACACCGAAACGGCAGACGACCAUGAACCCCGCCACGACACCUCUGCGGGCUGCCCUCCGUGGCCAGGCGCUCAGCGCGCAGCAGAUGGCCUGACGGAGCUCACAUCACUCGGACGCCGAGCUAACAUCACAGCCAAGCGUGCUCUUUCGACGACGGCGCCGAUGCUCGGGGCCGAGGAGCGACGACACGGAAACACGCGGUCGAAGGGAUACAAGAAGUACGAGGACCCGCUGGCCGAGUUCGAGGCCAACGCGUGGAAGGGAGGACUGAAGCGGGCGCGCGACUUCCGGCAACGCAUGGCCGACAUUGCUGACACGCCAGACGCCAAGCUGCCGCUCUACGUUCCCCCCGAGGCGACCAAGGCCGCCCCGAUCCCGACGCCGAAGGAUCCGAAGACGGCGACUCUGUCGACGCUGAUGGCCGCGGGCGCCGCGCUCGGCCACUCGCAGCAGCUCCUCGCGCCCUCCUUCACGCCGUACGUGUACGGCAACCGUGCGGGCCUCUCGAUCAUCGACCUGGAGCAGACGCUGCCUUUGCUGCGGCGCGCGGCAGCGCUCGUCCGUGACGUCGUCGAGGCGGACGGCGUCGUCCUCUUCGUCGGCACGAAGCAGAAGCACCGCAAGCCCCUGCAGCAGGCGCGCGAGCGCCUCGGUGACAACGGAUACUCCACCCUCAAGUGGUGGCCUGGUACGCUGACCAAUGCGGAGACCUACUUCGGACCGGAUCCCAUCUACAACCAGACGUACCUGCCCGACCUGGUGGUCAUUCUGGACGCGCGCAACUCGCGCAGCGCCAUCCGCGAGUGCACGGGCCGCAACGUGCCGACCAUCGGCAUCAUUGACUCGGACACCGACCCCCGACUGGUCACGUACCCGAUCCCUGCCAACGCCGACUCGGCGCGCACGCUCGAGCUCAUCACGGGCUCGCUCUCGCUCGCGGGCCAGGAGGGCCGCAAUGCCCGUCUCCGCAAGGAGGAGAAGCGGAAGGAGCAGGCCAAGCGCGACCGCGAGUGGAGGAGAGAGGCUUACGAGCGCUACGACCAGGAGCGCGCCCCCGCUGCUCAGGAGUAG